Messenger RNA from Brugia malayi, 1281 nucleotides. RefSeq lists its product as uncharacterized. NCBI's taxonomy places the organism in Eukaryota, Metazoa, Nematoda, Chromadorea, Rhabditida, Onchocercidae. Gene Ontology annotation, biological process: L-valine biosynthetic process; L-leucine biosynthetic process. The transcript has 10 exons. The coding region runs from base 1 to 1281 and encodes 426 amino acids. The record is from RefSeq and is a predicted model, not a curated record. Gene Ontology annotation, molecular function: branched-chain-amino-acid:2-oxoglutarate transaminase activity. Gene Ontology annotation, cellular component: mitochondrion.
AUGAAGUAUUUGAUAAAUCUAGCCUCAUCGGACGUCUUAACUCGAUUAAUUCGAUGUGGUAGACCGUUGUUACUACCUUCGAAACUAGCCGGAUGCUGUCUGCACGCAGUUGCUACUACACCUGCUGUGUUCUCCUUUAAGCACCGUGAUUUGGAAGUUAUCAAAGUAAGACGGGAGCGAAUGCAGCAGAAACCAGAACCGGAAAGUGAACUGCUAUUUGGUCAUCAAUUUUCAGAUCAUAUGCUUGAGAUAGAAUGGACAGCAAAGAAAGGUUGGUCUCGACCUCUAAUAUGUCCAAUUCAUGACUUAGUAGUGCAUCCCGCUGCAAAGGUUUUCCACUAUGCAGUUGAAUUGUUCGAAGGUAUGAAAGCAUAUAGAUGUGAUGACGAUAAAAUUAAUUUGUUCCGUCCGGAAAAAAACAUGGAGCGCAUGUGCCGUUCCGCAGCUCGAGCUGCUCUGCCGACAUUCGACAAAAAUGAAUUGAAAAAACUUAUUUGUGAACUAGUAACUAUUGAUGCAGCUUGGGUACCUAAGUCACCCGGUUCACUUUACAUUCGUCCAACGAUUAUCGCUACUGAGCCAACUCUUGGUUUAUCACAUGCAGAGCAAGCUUUACUUUUCGUAUUAACUGGUCCAGUUGGACAAUACUACUCGACUGGAUUCAAGCCUGUUUCAUUGUAUGCUGAUCCAUCCUUCUGCCGAUCAUUUCUUGGUGGUGUUGGGCAAUAUAAAAUGGGCUGUAAUUAUGCGCCAACGAUACUAGUCAGUAAAACAGCGGCUUCGAAAAAUUGUCAACAGGUACUGUGGUUAUAUGGUGAAGAACAGUGGAUCACAGAAGUAGGAGCAAUGAACAUCUUCAUCUAUUGGAAAAAUGAACAAGGAGAUGACGAAUUAGUAACAGCACCACUAUACGAUGGGAUAAUAUUACCAGGUGUUACCAGAGAUAGCAUUUUGCAUUUGGGAAGACAGAUACAUGAUAUUAAAGUUACCGAACGUUAUGUUCAAAUGGGAGAAAUACGACGAGCCAUCAAAGAGGAAAGGAUGUACGAAAUGUUUGGCACCGGUACAGCAUGUGUUGUUUCUCCAGUAGAUCGAAUUUUAUAUAAAAAUCCCUGUACAGGAGAUUUCGAGGAAAUGAUUAUACCAACGAUAACCCACAAGCCCAACCUUAUGCAGAAACUUUACCAAACAGUGGUUGACAUACAGUAUGGGAAGAUAAAGAAGCCAGAAUGGACGAUGGAAGUUACCUCAUUUUCACAGUCAACUAUGUCCACUUCUUGA